AUGGCACGUAGGGAGAGAAAUACGGAGUCGUAUGGGAGUUGUAGUGGUUUUCACGCGCUACCGGAGGGAUGUAUAGCCAACGUGCUGUCGUUGACGAGCCCGAAGGACGCAUGUCGACUGUCGUCUGUAUCCCCCAUGUUCAAUUCAGCUGCUGGAUCCGAUACGGUUUGGGAGCGGUUUUUGCCUUCUGAUUAUCGCGAUAUUAUCUCCCGCUCAAUUGACGGUGCUGAUCCGUUUCUCUCUAAGAAAGAGCUCUAUUUCCACCUCUGUCAAGUCCCUAUCCUCAUCGACAGUGGCACCAAGAGCUUUUUUUUGGACAAAGAGACGGGAAAGAAGUGCUUUAUGCUGGCUGCAAGGGAUCUCUUUAUUGAGGGGGGUGAUAGACCUGAAUAUUGGGAAUGGAUCUCUAUUGCUAAGUCCAGAUUCCGUGAGGUGGCAAAGCUCAAUUGGAUUCAUAGGUUUGAAGUUCGUGGCAAGAUAAAAUGUAGCAUGCUAUCUUCAGGAACAAAAUAUUCAGCUUACAUUAUUUACACUUGUAAUUCAAGAUUUCAAGGAUUUUAUUAUGAACCUGCUGAAUCUUUGGUGGGAAUUAGUGGGCAUGAUGGUCAAAAACGAACUGUUUGUUUCGAUCCAAGAGGAGCAAUGUACAAUCGUACUAGAUAUAGACGGCGGCAUGGCAGUGUGCCCAUAGAUCACAAUACCGAGUACCCCAAGUUGAGGGCAGAUGGAUGGAUGGAAGUUGAGUUGGGGGAGUUUUUGGUGGAGGGAGAACAAGAUUGCAAUAUGGAAAUAAAUUUGAUGCAUGUGGAGGGUGGAAACUGUAUGAAGGGUAUCAUGAUUCAAGGGAUUGAGAUCAGACCAAAAUCUGGGUGA
Molecule: messenger RNA, 873 nt
Organism: Fraxinus pennsylvanica
Lineage: Eukaryota; Viridiplantae; Streptophyta; Magnoliopsida; Lamiales; Oleaceae
Source: the annotation of a GenBank genome assembly